Moneuplotes crassus is the source of this 1309-nucleotide messenger RNA. Lineage: Eukaryota; Ciliophora; Spirotrichea; Euplotida; Euplotidae. The record is from the annotation of a GenBank genome assembly.
AGACUAUUAAAGCUCGAGUAAAUUAAAUAAUGUUCUUCUUAGCUCCAUCCACAUUAGAUUUUGGCAAACAUCUUCUGAAUUUUAAGAAUAUGAAAAAUUUUACAUAGGAUAUAAUCAUUGAUAUGAAAAAAAUUAAUAAAAUAAAGAAAGACCGGUCCAAGGCAACCAAAAUUCGACUUGACUCUUUAGAAACAAAGCCUAUAAAAUUAGAAGAAUCGAAAUCGCCCAAAAAAUAAGAAGCAAAACUCUCCGAGAAAUCUCAAGAAGAGUAUUCAGGUAAACCUCCCUGAAAUUCCGCUGAAAAGUCCUUCCGAGCGUAGGAAGUCUGAGUCCAAGAGCCCCUUGAACAUCAGCACAGAUCUUGUAAAUCACUUCACCAAUGGAUUCACAGCUCUGAAGGUAUCAAAGAAGGAGAAACCGAUCUUAAAGGGAGUACAAAGUGCUGUAGCAACUCCUAAAGUGAAGAAAGUUACGAAGAUCUUUACAAAUUCUCACUUAUCUAAACUUUUCAAGAAUGCUGAAAUUAAGAAAGUAAAACAGAAAGUAUUCGAAAGAGUCGAGUGUCCUUUUGAAAACAAGAAUAUAAAGAAAUCUCUAGAUUCAUCUUGGAUAUUGCCAACCAUAUCUUCACCAAAGAAGAAUAAUAGAAGUGUUGGCAGGGUGGCUCCGUCAACCCAAAGAGACAAUGAGACUAUUAAUGAGGAUCAUAAUUAUACUAAAGUUAGCAUUAAAAUUAGAGAUACACAAGUUAAUUUCUUUAAAAAUAGUCUCUCCCAUGUGUGGAAAAGUAAAGAAGCCAAUUCUAAUAGAGUUAACAAAUCCAUUUCAGUGCCAAAGCACCGUAAAAAUAAUGAUUCUUUAAGAACCAAAGAAAUAGUCAAAGGAAUGGAGAAAUUUCAUAACAAAAUGGACAAAAAGUGUAAUAAAACCCAAAUAGCUGAAAAAGCUUUGAGUCACUCUGAUAGCUCUAAACUUCCUAUUUAUUACAACAAAAAGUGUUAUAGAAGGAAAUAAAGCUGAAGACACCCAAAAUUCAAUCUUUUCAUUAGAUAUUUGAGAAAAGACUCCAAGAAAAUAUCAGAGCGAAGUGCCAAUUUUCAAGUCUCUUGAUCAAAAUUCUUCAAUGGUGGUCAAACCAUACUGGCAACAGAAAUCUUUGAAUUUUAAUUUGAAGAAUUUGACUUCUUUGAAGAGCCAAACCUAUAUGUUUAGUAAGAUCGUAAAGGACCAGGCCUCGGCUAUUCAGAAACAUGAUAUAUCGCAUCAGUGAAGGUAUAAGGCUAGUUUUAUGAAGAAUUUUAGUUAAGAA